Molecule: messenger RNA, 258 nt
Organism: Danaus chrysippus (African queen)
Lineage: Eukaryota; Metazoa; Arthropoda; Insecta; Lepidoptera; Nymphalidae
Source: the annotation of a GenBank genome assembly
AUGAAUAUAAUCUGUGGAAUAUGCAUCAUUUUUUUAUAUAAUCUGUAUUUAUGUUGUAGUGUGAACGUCGGGUGCGGUCAGGCCGAGGAGCGCGUACUGUUGACGGGCCUGCACGCGGUCGCUGACAUCUACUGCGAGUGUUGCAAGACCAUGCUGGGGUGGAAAUAUGAGUACGCGUUCGAGUCGAGUCAGAAAUACAAAGAGGGCAAGUUCAUAAUAGAACUGGCUCAUAUGGUUAAAGAGAACGGUUGGGACUGA